GAACCGCCAUCCCGACGCCGUCAACAGGCCGUCGUCGAUCUGACCGGUGAAACUGAGUCGGAAUCUGACAAUGAUGUGGUGCCCAUCUGUCCGAAAUCAAGGUCUGUCAUAGGGUCGGAGACCGACGAUGAAGAAGAUGAGGACAUGAAGCGAGCCAUCGCGCUCUCCUUGCAGGAGUCCAAAGCAGCUCAGGAUCCCUCCUCUGCGAAUGAUGCCACUCAAGCUGAACCAGCUAGGCCGAUCGGUAUCUUUGGGCUCGAUCGGAAACAGAUGGAACAAGAGCGUCUUGCGCGACUUGCGAAACGGAAAGCUGACGACACAUCAUCACUCAACGAGCGUGAAUCCAAAUCCUCAAAGAUUGAAGCGGCUCCCACCCCUCGUGUGAGCAAGCCCGUCCAGGGCAGCCAAAACGCGAGUGUCACCAUCGCCAGUGCCAGUGCGCUGACAUCCUCACCUCUGCAAUAUCCGGAAGGCGUGGUCAAAAAGACAUGGGCGUCUGGCUUUCCACGACAGGGCGAUGAUAUCAAAAUCGAAGAGGUGUUGCAAAAGUCCGAUCUAGAAUUAGCAGUAUUGAGCUCGUUUAUGUGGGAUUUGGACUGGCUAUUCUCCAAGACUGACACAAGAAGCACACGCUUUCUCCUGGUGAUGCAAGCCAAGGACGAUGCGACUAAACGCCAGUAUGAAUCAGAGGCAGCAGCCCUACGCAAUGUGCGACUUUGCUUUCCUCCGAUGGAUGGCCAGGUGAACUGCAUGCAUUCGAAGCUGAUGCUACUUUUCCAUCCUACAUAUGUUCGAAUCGCAGUGCCAACCGCCAACCUGACCAACUAUGACUGGGGCGAGAUGAACGGGGUCAUGGAAAAUAGCGUCUUCCUGAUCGACCUUCCGAAAAUCGACGUUGAGAAGCAGGAGUGUCCUACGACGGCAUUCUAUGAAGAUUUGGUAUACUUUCUGAAAGCCUGCACUCUACAUGAGAACAUCAUUGCGAAGCUGAAGAGCUUUGACUUCGCGAAGACUGCCAAUUAUGCAUUUGUCCAUACAAUCGGGGGCGCACAUACAGGAAUUGCGUGGGAGCGCACGGGCUACUGCGGUCUUGGGCGUGCAGUAGAACGCAUGGGUCUGCGCACGUCCAAACCAUUGAACAUCGACUUUGUCACAUCCUCCCUCGGAUCUCUCACCGACGACUUCCUCAGAUCCAUAUACCUCGCCUCCCAGGGAGACAGCGGAAUAACCGACCUAACCCUCCGCACGUCCAAAACCUCCCCCGCAAGACACCUCACCGACCCCACCACCCUCGUCCCCCACCACACAGCCUCAGAAUGGAAAGACGACCGGCUCCGCGUCUACUUCCCCUCGCAAGCCACCGUCGCUGCCUCCAAGGGCGGGCCCAACUGCGCGGGCACGGUCUGCUUCCAGUCCAGAUGGUACGAAGGCGCCAAGUUCCCGCGCCACGUCCUCCGCGACUGCGAGAGCCAACGCCGCGGAAUGUUGAUGCAUAAUAAGAUACUCUACGUCCGCCCCGAUGAACCCAUCCCGCUCGCAUCGCAGGGUAAGAGCCAUCUAUGUCGAGCGUGGGCGUAUGUCGGAAGUGCAAAUCUGUCAGAAAGUGCAUGGGGACGUCUCGUGCUCGAUCGCACCACCAAACAGCCCAAACUCAACUGUCGCAAUUGGGAGUGCGGGGUCCUGGUCCCCGUUUUGGAGAAUCCGCGUAACAAGUCAGACGCUGGUGGGAAAAGCAGCACCAGCAGCACCAGCAGCAGCAGUGCUUCUCCCUCGCAGGCACCGCCACCAACACGGAACGACGAGGGGACAGGCGGCGGCUUGAUGGACUUGUUUGCGGGGACAGUGCCCGUGCCGAUGCGUGUGCCGGGGCGAUACUACUACGGAGGGCGGAAGCCGUGGUUCUUCUCGGAAGGUUGAUUAGGGAUGCUUCGAGUUGGAGACUUGAGCCUAUAAUCCUUCCCCACAGAAAGGGGAGAUUAAAAUCCGUUUUCGGCACCUGUCUAGCUUCAUGAGAUUACGAUCUUGCAAUGUUUCAGCACGAUAUUAACAAGAAUGGCACAUACUAGUAUU
Messenger RNA from Aspergillus uvarum CBS 121591, 2070 nucleotides. RefSeq lists its product as uncharacterized. Bases 145 to 1917 code for a protein of 590 amino acids. Gene Ontology annotation, biological process: single strand break repair; double-strand break repair. Gene Ontology annotation, molecular function: single-stranded DNA binding; 3'-tyrosyl-DNA phosphodiesterase activity; double-stranded DNA binding. The record is from RefSeq and is a predicted model, not a curated record. The transcript is spliced from 9 exons. NCBI's taxonomy places the organism in Eukaryota, Fungi, Ascomycota, Eurotiomycetes, Eurotiales, Aspergillaceae. Gene Ontology annotation, cellular component: nucleus.